Molecule: messenger RNA, 1061 nt
Organism: Gamsiella multidivaricata
Lineage: Eukaryota; Fungi; Mortierellomycota; Mortierellomycetes; Mortierellales; Mortierellaceae
Exons: 3
Coding region: 145-855 (236 amino acids)
Source: RefSeq, a predicted model, not a curated record
UAACUGCAAACACAGCAACACAUAAGAAAAUUUAUUCUUUCUGACCGCGUAUAUGAAUAAAGGCGUUUGCAUCAGCAACGACAUCGCCACCCUGUGGGAUCGAUCAUCCACCCUGACCAUCAAGGACGCAACCUUUUGACAACGAUGAACAACAAUACAACCUUCACGUUUCACAGCCAUAUGGACUCGUUUCCAGUACAGCACUUUGCUUCGUCAGAAGGAAACCAAGCUGGCCCCCGUAAACGAAAGAGUUCCUAUGAAGAUAUCUCGCCACUCGUCAUGAAGACCCGGUCAGGCAUCGGCCUUGAGCAGGAGAUCGUCUAUGAUAGGACGAUGACUUUGAUGAUGCAGGGACAGAGGCGAUUACUGGAGGAACAGAAGCAGAAGGAACAGCAAGAACAUGAGUUAUUGCUACAGCAACAGCAAUACCAAAAGCAGCAGCAACUGCAAGCACUGGCGCAGAAAGAAAGUCCAGCAGAAGCCAUGAGACGCUUGUUCGCAUUCAGUAAAGCCCAGCCGUCAUCACAGCAACAACAGCAGCAACACUUGCCUUUCCACUCUCAAGUAGCUCCGUAUCAAAACUCGGGAUUCCCCACUUCGGCGGUACCGCUAGCGAGAGCAUGGACGUUUUCGGAUUGUGCGGGCGAGAUUAGUGGGUGUGAAACAAGUCGGAUCCCAGGAAUGCGGGAUCGGUAUCAGGCUCUGAUCGAUUCUUGCUCGAUCUGUCAGCGACCUCAGUGCCAGUUCUGUGCAGUCAAUUGUCUCUCAUGUCAAGCAUUUGCAUGUCGUGCAUGCUGUGUAACAAGCUACGAAAAGUCGGAUGUCGAACACUACUGUCGAGCAUGCAGGACUUGAAGAAAGCAAGGAGGACACUCGAUAUGAUCACCUACAAAGCGCGCCGGACAUAAGUACCUUGCGAAUACAGCACAGUCAUCGACAGAUUGCGCGUCCUAUUCAUUCGCGUUAUAUACCCACUGUCUUCUGAGACUUGACUCAUGGACCGUUCACUUGGACAUGGCAAUCUGUUGUCAGAAACUGAAAAGAAUAAUAAAACGCUCGGC